AUGGGAAAAGAUUAUUAUAAAAUACUUGGACUGCAAAAGGGUGCUUCAGAUGAUGAACUUAAGAAGGCUUACAGAAAGAUGGCGCUCAAGUAUCACCCCGAUAAAAAUAAAGCUGCGGGAGCGGAAGAGAAGUUUAAAGAAGUCGCGGAAGCUUACGAGGUUCUGAGUGAUCCUAACAAAAAAGAAAUAUAUGACAAAUAUGGAGAAGAGGGUCUUAAAAGAGGAGCUGGUGGUGCAAAUGACGGUGGUGGCACCAGCACAACUUACACAUUUCAUGGAGACCCGCAUGAAACGUUUAGAAUGUUUUUCGGUGGUGAAGAUCCUUUCAAAAUGUUUGGAGGCAUGCCUGGAAACAGCUCUUUUCAGUUUACUAGUAACAUGGAUGUGGAUGAUGACGGUCCUGGUGUCAAUAUGUUUUCAAAUUUUUUCCCUGGUAUGGGUGGUGGUAAUAUGGGCAGUGGAGUUCACAGAAGUUACUCACAAGGAUCACAUGAUAGCCAGAAAAAACAAGAUCCAACUAUAACAUAUGAUGUUCUGGUUACUUUAGAAGAAGUUUAUAAAGGAACAAACAAGAAAAUGAAAAUAACAAAAAAAGUGUUAAGUCCUGACCGCAGAACAACAAAACCGGAAGACAAAAUUUUAGCUUUGGAAAUUAAACCAGGCUGGAAAGAGGGAACAAAAAUAACAUUUGCUAAAGAGGGUGACCAGAAACCAAACAAGAUUCCUGCUGAUAUAGUCUUCAUCAUCAAAGAUAAGCCUCAUCCACUUUUUGUCCGAGAUGGAUCAGAUAUUAAAUACAAACACAAACUAUCCUUGAGAGAUGCAAUUCUAGGAACAACAAUACAAAUACCAAAUCUUGAUGGGCGUAGAAUAUCGAAGGAAAUUGGACCAUUGCGUAGUUCAUCAUAUACUUUAAAGAUUCCUAAUGAAGGUCUCCCUAUUUCAAAAACGCCAAACAAGAGAGGUGAUCUCAUUGUUGAAUUUGAAGUCUUCUUUCCAGACAAUCUACCAGCAACCACUAGAAACAGAAUUGCAGAUCUAUUAAGAUGA
Helobdella robusta is the source of this 1050-nucleotide messenger RNA. RefSeq lists its product as hypothetical. Gene Ontology annotation, biological process: negative regulation of transcription by RNA polymerase II. The transcript has 2 exons. The coding region runs from base 1 to 1050 and encodes 349 amino acids. The record is from RefSeq and is a predicted model, not a curated record. Gene Ontology annotation, molecular function: protein-folding chaperone binding. Gene Ontology annotation, cellular component: cytosol. NCBI's taxonomy places the organism in Eukaryota, Metazoa, Annelida, Clitellata, Rhynchobdellida, Glossiphoniidae.